Molecule: messenger RNA, 1991 nt
Organism: Sapajus apella (tufted capuchin)
Lineage: Eukaryota; Metazoa; Chordata; Mammalia; Primates; Cebidae
Gene: ZNF124
Product: zinc finger protein 124
Exons: 5
Coding region: 1-1176 (391 amino acids)
Biological process (GO): negative regulation of transcription by RNA polymerase II
Molecular function (GO): DNA-binding transcription repressor activity, RNA polymerase II-specific
Source: RefSeq, a predicted model, not a curated record
AUGCUUCAGAAACGUUCUCUGGAGGCAGUUGUUCCAAAUGGCGAAGAGUACUGGAUGGAUCGGAAUCUCACAGGAUUCUUGCUUCUAUUGCAGAAGAGUUACUUUCCAGGACUUGCAAGGCUAGAUCCCAACCCGGAGAGGAAGCCCUCCCAGAGAAGAGCUGGAGCCAAUACGCUGCCUCAUUCAGACACGCGUGGGAGCGUGUCACCUGUCACUCAGGGCCGGAGGGGGCGGGGCCUGGAGCCCUAUCCAAUCAGGGAGACCGGGGCGGGGCUGCGCAAUCAGGCGCUCGGCCAGAAAAGCCGCGGCGGCUUCCGGGUGCGCGGGCGUUUGUGUCCCGUGUCCCCACGUGCGUGGGUCGGCCCGUCGCCGCCGCCCUUCGCCUUCGCUCGCCGGGCUGCCGCAGGCUCGGCCGCAGCCUGGGGCCUCCCGUGGCCUGCAGGUGCCGAGGGACGCCCCGGAAGCCGGGAAAUGAACUCUGUUGCCUUUGAGGAUGUGGCUGUGAACUUCACCCAGGAGGAGUGGGCUUUGUUGGAUCCUUCCCAGAAGAAUCUCUAUAGAGAUGUGAUGCAGGAAACCUUCAGGAACCUGGCUUCUAUAGGAAACAAAGGGGAAGACCAGAGCUUCGAAGAUCAGUACAAAAAGUCCUGGAGAAAUCUAAGGCACAUCAUAUCUCACUCUGGAAACAACCCACAUAGGUGUGAGGAAUGUAGAGAGAAGCCAUGUACAUAUAAACAGUGUCAGAAAACAUCCCUUUCUGUCACAAGGGUUCAGAGAGACACAGUAGUGCACAUUGGAAAUGGACCUUCUAGCUGUAAAAUAUGUGAGAAAGUUUUUAAUAUUCCCAGUUUAUUUCAAAUACAUCAGAGAAAUCACACUGGAGAGAAACCCAAUGAAUGUACGGAAUGUGGGAAAGCCUUCGGAUUUUCCCGUUCUCUUAAUAGACAUAAAAGGAUUCACACUGGAGAAAAACCCUAUGAAUGUAAGAAAUGUGGUAAAGCCUUCAGUCGUUCCAGUCACCUUCAUGACCAUGACAGAACUCAUACUGGAGAGAGACCCUAUGAAUGUAAGCAGUGUGGGAAAGCCUUCCGCUAUUCCAAUGGCCUUCACUACCAUGAAAGAACCCACACUGGAGAGAAGCCUUAUGUGUGUGUGUGGAGUGUGGCAAAGCAUUAAGUUGUCUCAGUUCCUUGCAGGGACAUAUAAAGGCUCAUGCUGGUGAAGAACCGUAUGCAUGUAAGAAAUGUGGGAAAGCCUUCAGAUAUUCCAGUUCCCUUCAGAAACAUGAAAAAACUCAUACUGCACAGAAACCCUAUGUGUGUAAGAAUUGUGGGAAAGUCUACAGAUGUUCCAGUUACCUUCAUAACCAUGAAAGAACUCAUACUGGAGAGAAACCCUAUGAAUGUCAGAAAUGUGGUAAAGCCUUUAGUCGUGCUAGUACCCUUUGGAAACAUAAAAAAACUCAUAUUAGAGAAAAGCCCUAUAAAUGCAAAAAAACAUGAAGGUUUCAGUCAUUACAGUUCUUGUCAAAAACAUGAACAAUCACAUGCUUGAGAGAAACUCUGUGAAUGUAAGGUAUAGGACAGUACUUAACUUUCCCAGAUUUCUUCAAACACAUGAAAGGAAUCAAACUGGAGAUAAACCCUGUGACCCUAUAAGCAGUAUGGUAAAGCCUUUAAUUUUUCCAUUUCUUUCUAAAAACUUGAAAGGAUUCACACUGAAGGAAAUCCUAAUGAAUGUAUAAAAUGUGGUAUUGCAGGCAUUUGAUGGUAUAAAAACACCUGCAUUCUAGAGAAAAACUAUCAUUCUAGAGAAGAACUUUAUGAAUGUCUCAAAUGUGGGAAUGCCUGCAUUUAUCCUGUAACUCACUCGAAGACCUAUGGUAACACAUACUCCAGAUUGACCCUAUAAAUAAAAGAAUGCCCACCAGAUUGAAACCCUGGUAGCUUGGGAAAUACAUAAAAUUGUGAAUUUUAACAGUUACUUUAAAA